CCCUCCCCCUCUCUAAUCACCCCAGGCAGCGAAGGGAUGCCGCUGCCCCCUCCCGCGGCCGGGCAGCCUGGUGAGGAGCCUGCACAGUGUGUCCGCUAUCUCUGGGCUCGGGGAGCACCUGGGGAGCCGGAUGGAAGUAUUUGGAAGUGAUCCUCAAGAUACCAGCUCAAAUCCCAAAUAUUUCUGAACAUCGUAUGUUGACAUUUGUGUCUCUAGAUUAUUGCUGGUAUGGCUCUUCCACCUCCAGACCCACAGUUUGUUCUACGGGGUACUAGUGCUGAAGUCCAUACUCUACAUUUUUAUUGUGGAGGCCAAGAACCCGAUUACCCCAUUCUCUUCUCUGGGUCUUCCAAUGGGCUGAUCCAUGUCUGGAACCUGAAGACACGCAGGGUCGAUACAAUUCUAGAUGGCCAUGGAGGAAAAUCUGUGUACUGGGUGGAAGCAAUCUAUGGCAGAGACAGGCUCCUCAGCCAGGGUCGUAACCAAAAGAUCUGCCUCUGGGAUUUGGCAGAAGGAAGGAACACAGUGACAGAUUCUGUUUUCACUGAGAACGUGGGAUUCUGCAAAUGUUCACUGCUGAAGGUGGCACAGGGACAUUGGCUAAUGGCCAUGCCAGGAAAAGACCUAGAUGAGGUUCAGGUUUUGGAGCUGCCAUCCAAGACAUCAGUCUGUACCUUGAAGCCAGAGGCGGAUGCCAAACCGGGCAUGCCCAUGAGUCUGAAGCUAUGGCAGCCUGACUUUGGUUCAUGUCCUUUUCUUCUGGCUGGCUACGAGGACGGAUCAGUGAUUCUGUGGAAUUUAUCAGGGGGAAAAAUAUUAAGCCGACUUGCUUGCCACCAGGAGCCAGUGAUGAGCCUUGACUUUGACUCUGAAAAGACGAAGGGGGUCUCGGGCUCAUCUGAGGAGGUGCUUACCGUCUGGAGCCUCGAUGAGCAGCAGAAUUUAAAGGUUCAGAAAACACACAAACUCGUCAAUGCUGGGAUUGCUGAUGUUGCCAUCCGCCAGGACAAGAAGAUCCUGGCAACAGCAGGGUGGGAUCAUCGUAUCAGGAUCUUUGGCUGGAAGAAACUGAAGCCCUUGGCAAUACUGGACUACCACACAGCAACUGUCCACUGUGUAUCCUUCUCAGAUCACAGUAGGCCAAGUGAAAGACUGCUGGCAGCUGGCUCAAAAGAUCACCGCAUUAGUAUCUGGUCAAUCUAUAAUCAAACCUCAGGUGCUUUGCACUGUCCUUUGGAAACUCGAAAGCCGGACUGAUAAACCAGAAAUUGUUGUGUGAUUAAAAUCUGGGGAUGGGGAAGUAUUAAACCAUCUGCAGUUUGAAUGCAAGUCCCCAGAAGAACCUAUUCACUAUAGAAAAUGUGUUGUUGUAGAAGGGAAAGCCAAUGCUAGGAAGAGAAGAAUGGAUGAUCAUGCAGUUAAGGCAAAGGCCUACCAGAGAUGAAUUCUGUUGCAUCCUCUGCCACAUGCUUCUUUUGGCAAAUUGUUUUGAUUCUUUGUACCAGUUUUCUCAUCUGUAAAAUGGAGAUAAGUGCUGUCACUCAGGCAUGGUGUGGUCUAGAGUACACUGGUUUCCAAAUCAUAUUGAGAUCCUUUAAUGUACGUAAGUGCAAAGAAUCAGUUUUAUGUGAACUUGAACCCAUUAAACCAUCCAUAGCAGUU
Molecule: messenger RNA, 1662 nt
Organism: Chrysemys picta bellii (western painted turtle)
Lineage: Eukaryota; Metazoa; Chordata; Testudines; Emydidae
Gene: GNB1L
Product: G protein subunit beta 1 like
Molecular function (GO): protein binding
Source: RefSeq, a predicted model, not a curated record